Messenger RNA from Pristis pectinata (smalltooth sawfish), 1777 nucleotides. RefSeq names its product uncoupling protein 2 (gene ucp2). Gene Ontology annotation, cellular component: mitochondrial membrane. Lineage: Eukaryota; Metazoa; Chordata; Chondrichthyes; Rhinopristiformes; Pristidae. The record is from RefSeq and is a predicted model, not a curated record. Gene Ontology annotation, biological process: mitochondrial transport; response to cold; mitochondrial transmembrane transport. Gene Ontology annotation, molecular function: oxidative phosphorylation uncoupler activity. The transcript has 8 exons. Bases 404 to 1318 code for a protein of 304 amino acids.
GUUUAUAUAACGAGGUGCCGGAGCGUUCAGUGGAACCGGCGGUCCAGUGUAGAGAUCGAGCCCGGGUCAGAGACCGGACCGCCCUCUGUGCACAGAGGCAGCACGUUGUCACCUCGCCGGAGAAGGACUUACUCAAUUAAAAGAACCUGUAUUAUGAUCAUUUGGCGUCUCAUUUCUGAACUUUCUAUGGAACAGCGGCAGACCCAAACCGUAGUUAAACAGAGCUACAACGAGCGGGAUACUUUUAGAGAACCCUGUUCGGCCCUCCUGUAACUGCCCUGGCACACUGCGUCUGACUUGAAGGCUCGGGCAGAGUCCAUUUGUCUUGUUCAUCACUCUUUUCGUCUCCUGCAAGACACAGCAGGAUUUUAUCACCUUGUUGCUUAUCGUGACUUUGUGGAAAAUGGUUGGAUUCAAGCCUACAGACAUUCCUCCGACAGCCACUGUGAAAUUUAUUGGUGCUGGGACAGCAGCUUGCAUAGCUGACUUGUUUACCUUCCCAUUGGACACUGCUAAAGUCAGAUUACAGAUUCAAGGCGAAUCCAAGUCUGCUGCAGAGAUGACUACCUUAAAGUAUAGGGGUGUCUUUGGCACCAUGGCCACAAUGGUCAAGAAUGAGGGACCAAGAAGCCUCUACAGUGGCCUGGUGGCUGGUCUCCAACGUCAGAUGAGCUUUGCUUCUGUGCGCAUUGGACUCUAUGAUUCUGUGAAACAGUUCUACACCAAAGGAUCUGAACAUGUUGGCAUUGGCAGCCGACUGCUUGCUGGCUGCACCACGGGAGCCAUGGCUGUGGCAUUUGCCCAACCAACUGAUGUGGUGAAAGUGAGGUUUCAAGCACAAGCAAAUAUACCUGGUCCAAACAGACGAUACAAUGGAACCAUUGAAGCCUACAAAACCAUCGCCAAGGAGGAAGGUAUUCGGGGGCUGUGGAAAGGUACCCUACCAAAUAUUGCCCGUAAUGCCAUUGUGAACUGCACAGAGCUUGUGACAUAUGAUCUGAUCAAAGACCUGUUGCUCAAGAAUGAUCUCAUGACUGAUAACCUUCCAUGUCAUUUCUCUUCUGCUAUUGGUGCUGGAUUCUGCACAACUCUUAUUGCUUCACCUGUUGAUGUAGUGAAAACAAGAUACAUGAACUCUGCCCCUGGCCAGUACAACAGUGCCUUAAACUGUGCAGUAACCAUGUUUACAAAAGAAGGUGUUACAGCUUUCUAUAAAGGGUUUAUGCCAUCAUUUCUACGCCUGGGAUCAUGGAACAUAGUGAUGUUUAUUACCUAUGAACAACUGAAACGGGCUAUGAUGGUUGCCAGAUUUUCUUAAGAAUCUUCUCUGUAAACAUAAUGCAUAGUUUUUGCUUGAAAUAGUUUUAAAACUAACAUACUGUUUUGUUGUAUGAUAUUUAUUUCUUUUUGAUUUCCAUAUCUUUGAGCACUGCCUCAAACAACUACUAAAGUUUGUUUAACAAGGGACCAUGUACACACUAUGGAAUUGUCUCAACCAUUCUCUAUCCACCCACCACCCCACCCCCACCCCCACUAAUGAAAGCUAGAAAAUUGUUGCAUUUUACAACUGGAAGAAAGGAUCCAUUUUAUUAAUAAGCUAUCUUUAUUUAAAAAUCCAGUAGCAAUAGGAAAAUUUUGGGUAAAAAGUACCAGGCACAAGAUUUGGAAUCCAGCCUGUUGUAGCAGUCUGGGACUUUAUUAAAUAAUACUGUUCCGUUUUUUAAAUAUUUAAAUCUCUGAAUUUGCUUCAAAUCAAUAAACAGAUUCUCAUGUUGAA